GGUGGAACAGAACCAUCCGGGAAGUGCCCACGGACCAAGCCCAGGUCGUCACCCCCUGGCAGCAAAACGCGAUCACGGCCAAGGGCAUGGGCUACGAAACCACGAGCCCCCAGAUUGCUUCCAAGAUCAAGGAGUGGCUGCAACCGUUUUUGGGCGCCGUUUGCCAGAACCCCAUGACGUGCCCCGACUGGAUUAACUUCCACUUCUACAUUAUGGAAGUGUCAGAAUCGAAAUUUACAAAAUCGAAAAAUUUGUGAUGCGCAAAAUCGAUGUCAGUUGGAGCCUCAGUUUCCAAGUGGCGCAUGACAAAUUUGGGCAGCACCCAAAUCCAGUCUGUCAUGCUGUUUAGGCAAAGAAGACUGCUCCCGUCAUGCUACUCUGGCAGCGUAUUGCCUACCCCUAAACAGGCUUGCAAUGGGUCUCAUUUUCCUGCUCCGCAAUACAGGUUAUCAGUGCCUUACAUUUUGCGCAUCACAAAUUAUUUCGAUUUUGUCGAUUUCGAUCCUGACACAUCCAUAUACAUUAUGGGCUGCACCACCGAUGUCACUGGGCUGCAGGAAAAGUUGCAGGAGGUGCUUGACGUGGUGAAGCUCUACCCUUUAUCAUUUGCAAAUAUGUCUGGGUCUGGAACAAGAUUGAAACUUGUGAUGCUGUCUUUGGAUUCUAUUUCUACUACAUAAAAUCUGUAUUGCAUGAACUGCAAAAGGGGUCCAGUUUUCGCGACGCGGAGAGGGAAUUUCUCAUGCGGUAAGGGUAUCAGGAAGCAUUUACAAAAUCUGUGAUGCUAGAGUAUGCAUGACAGACAUCAUGGGUGGUCAUCCAAAAUAUGCAUGACAGACGUUGAAUUCUUCCAGACCCAGACAUGUUUGCAAUGCAUACCCUUCCAUCAAGGGCGCGCUGCUCACCGAAGUGGGUUUGUUGCAAAGCCACCCGGGAGAGACGUGUGACGGGAAUACCAUCCAAAAGGCCAUGACCAACAUGUUUCAGGCCCUGGACGAGGUGAAGAUGCCCAACGACCCUGCGAAACCCUUGGUGCAGUAUAUCUUAUGCAUUGCAAAAAUGUCUGGGUCUGGAAGAGAGCAAGUUUGUCAUGCAUAUUUUGAAUGACCCAUGAUGUCUGUGAUGCAUGCUCUAGCAUCACAGAUUUUCCGAGAGCUUUGUGAUGCCUCUACCGCAUGAGAAAUGUCCUCUCCGCGUAGCACAAACUGGAGUCCUCUUGCUGGUCAUGCAAUACACUUGUUUUUGGAAUUGAGACACAGCAUCACAAGUUUAGAAUCUUCCAGACCCAGACAUUUUUACAUUUGAUAUAUCUCCUGGUUUAACAAGAUCAACACCGGCAAGAGUUUCGACCUGAGUCUGGUGGAGGCGGGGACGGGGAUAUCAAAAGGAAAAAUCUCCCCUCUCCAUCAAAUUCAAAUUCAAAUUGUGUUCACUGGCUGGCUGUGGGUGGUGGUUGGCGGUGGCCUCUUAUCAUGUGGCUCGAUAGAACGGUGGCCUCUUAUCAUGUGGCUCGAUAGUUCACGACGCUUAGUGCAUCGCGAGACUCUACCCUGGGCUAACGUUCUCAAUCCCGAGGGGAGUCACGGUAAGAAAAUUCUCGCUAGGGUCUUAGGGGCACAAAUUGGAUAGCGUUUCACUCGCCCAGACCGAAGCUAUUUCUAACUACGAGCCAACUCGGGUUUCUUCUCGCAGUGAACCUCACAUCAACAUCACUGCCACCCAGCUGGGAGCCGCCGCUUCGUCUAGCCGUCGGCAACUGGCCCACGGCCAAUCUGCUAGACGCGCGCUGUCUUCCCGGCCCCACUGGGGCAGUUACGUGCCCCUGCUACUUACGCGGACGCGAUCUGGCGCCGCUGCCGCAACGUCCGGAUGCGUUCGACGUCGGCCGACGGGUUCGCGAUGAGCUCCGCCCGUGCCUCUACCGCCGCCUCGACCGCCUCCUCUGCCGUAGCGUAGAGCUCCGGAUGGAUCGUGCGGGAGAGCGGGUAGGGCUCCUCCUCCCCCGGGACCUUAACCCUCGCACGCGCAACGAGCUUGCCCCGGGGCGCGUCGUACGUGACCCCGACCGGCAGGGCCUUGCUUGCCCCCUGGAACUCCAGCGCCUGCUUGACCCUUGGCGGAUCCUCGGUGUGCUUUUUGCGCUCCAGCGGCUUCUGCGCGGAGGGCUGCACGGCCUCUGGCUGGGGGAAGCAGGCGCGGAACCUCGCCUCUGUCUCCCGCUGCUGGAUCUUGCGCAUGUGCACAAACGCAAGGCGCAGCGACCCGAGCCUCUUCGGCGGCAACCGUGGCUCCGGCCGGCAUUCGUCGCAACUGCACUCAAUGCCGGUAACCCGCCAGUCGUAGUCGCGCGGAGACAGGUCGCCCUGGAGGUACAGGUCGGCAGCAGCCAGUGUAGGCGAGACCACAAAACACGGAAAGUCUAACACCUCCCGAACUAUCGAAGCGUACUGCUGCUGCACAUCGUCGCAGGGGGGCGCCGGCCUGUCGAUGAUGUCAGCGAUGCGCUGCGUCCCUACAAAGUCCAGGAGCCGUGACAGGGUGGUCGGGUUGCCGUCUUUGUCCUUCUCGCCGACACUCGCCAGCGCGGCGUCUUUGACCUCUUUGCAAACAUCAAUGUCGCCAUCCUCGAUCUGCGUCGCCGGCCACCGACCUGCGCCGGAGCGCACACUGGGCAUGGCGGCAAUGCAGCUCGUGGGCUAGAACGUCGGCUGUACCCGGGUCGGGCGAGAGGUCUUGCUGCUGCAGAGGGCGGCAGUCGUAAUGGGACUCCAGCCCCACCGAACGCGCGGGUGACGGUGCCAGGGUGCUGCGGAAGUCGCACGCCGGGGCCCCCUUGCAGCCAGCGGUAUGGCGUGAGAAGGUCGGCCUCGACAUCUGCCAGAGCGGAUGUGAGCUGCCGCCCACCAUUCGUCCAGGGAAUCCCCGCGGACGAUUGCGUGUCGUACCACGUCCGGAACGAGCGCAGGUCCGCGCGCGGGGACUGACCGAUGUUUCUGAUGCUGGAUUUGCGUACACAAACCAGAUUUGUCUUGCUGGAGAGGCCUGCAGACCCAAAUCAAGCCUGAGUAGAGAGGCUUUGGCCUAGGCGCUUAGCAUGAAAAGCGUCUGUGCUGUAGUCGCAACAGCAUGACAAACCGCCUGCAAAGUGCGGCGGUUGUCUGUGGAGUUGCCUUCUUGCAAGACAGACGCGAUUUGUGGUCGCAAAUCAGCAAGAUAAAUUUUCGAAAACGUGCCCUGUCAAUAUGGGGAGGGGGGAUCUUUCCUCGCGAUAGGGCAACGUAACGGAUUUGGGCCGGGUGUACGCGGGCUUGUGCAGUAAAAAGCAGGAAUAUAUGAACAGCGUUUCAAAAUAAGAAUCGAUGAUCUUCCAAAUGGAUCUUCCAAAUGGAGUGGACCUAACGUACGGAAGAUUAUCGAGACCUGAAACAUCUGAUGACGAGACGGGCAUCUUCAAAUUGAAAUGCGCGAGGACCUGGCUUCCGACCACGAACUCCUAAAUUCUAAAGUUGGAUUUUUGUGCGUGUGCCACUAGUGGAAGUAUUUGGAGGACCUGUCUGGGGUCAAUUAUCGUAUAAAAAAAACAAAGAAAGCGCGGCUUCUACAUGCGCGUAGUUGCGUAGCAAUGCGACCGUCGCACAUCGAUCAUUCAUCCUGAAGAUCGGAUGGCCCUGUGCUUGUGUUUUGAGAAUUUGAAAAAUACAAGAAAUUAAAAUUUGUACGCACUGCCGUGACUCAGCAAAGAACCACCUGACGAGCCACGGUAAUUCUUGAAAUUGCCGUGAAGUUGGGACGUCUUUACAAAUGUAAGUCCUGUACGCGCUUGAUAACUCCCUGUGUAGUAGAGAACUACUUGACCUAGACAGGGAAAUUAUAACUUCGAACUGCAUAGGAUUUAUAUUCAUUUUCGCAGCUCUGACGCGUGGCUCCAUUUUUUAAUGAAAACUGUAGGGAAAUAACAACAAGGGUAUGAAAGCACAAGCGGAUCCUUGUGAGUGAACUACACUCGCAAGGAGGAGAAUUGAAGACAGCAGGGAGGACGGUGCCGAUGAAAGUCGGGUUUUGCACGGACCGGCUUUUUACUUACUGUUACAACGUAGGCCAAAAAAAUCCAAG
Messenger RNA from Amoebophrya sp. A120, 4113 nucleotides. The record is from the annotation of a GenBank genome assembly. NCBI's taxonomy places the organism in Eukaryota, Dinophyceae, Syndiniales, Amoebophryaceae.